AUGGCCUCCAUGGCGAACGCCGCUUCUGGCCCGAGCGAACGAGAAGCCAUAUCGGAGGCCGACUGGCUUGCCGCUGAAAAAGGAGAGACACCUCUCCCGGAGGUGGCCCCCGUAUCCGAUCGCCCCUUGUUCCGGUGCUUCCUGGAAACCGCCUUCGAUUACCUUCCCGAACAACACCGUAGAGAAUACUUGCACAAGGUCCUCCUGCCACUUUUGGAAGAAUCGGCUCGGCAGCACACUCGCUGGAUACGGUGUUUCCUAUCGCAGGUUCACCUUACUCCCGACGAAGACAACGCCAUCACGUCCCUCGGUAAGGGCUGGACCUUUGACCCAUGCGCCCUCCACUCCCUCUUCGAUAAAUGGAGAUGGUGCCUCCCAAAAUCCUACCUCCACCAACACAGGUGCUGGGCACUCGCUUACCUGCACUACCCUCAUGUGGAAGCAAUAAACCAGAAGCUUUCUGCGAAGAAUAAGGGUUGGCGGGGCAGUACGGAGGGAAAGCACUGGCUCACGCUGCAGUCGCACUUGCGCAGCUGUGGGCCCUUUGCCGCAAUAGGUGGCAGUAUUGCUACUGGUGUACAAUCGCAGGCGGAGGACGACAUAACGGUCCCCGAUCUCGUGGAGGAGUACGUUUGUCGCGCGGGGAUAGUGAGUCGGCAUCCGUUGAGUUUCGAUAAGGACCUCAACCGGUUUGUGGUCUCGACAGAGACGAGUUUGGAGUCAUUGACGACCUUGAAGGGAGAGAUGAGGUAUGUAUCUGACCCUGGGCGGUAUGACUUGCUGCAGGGGGUUAUGGAGCGGAUUGUCGCGAAUAUCGAGUCGCUGAGGACGGCAAAGUGGAUGGAGGAUCCAUACAGGUCGCCUGCUGUCCUGCCGUCGAGGUUGCAGAUGGACAUGCUGCUUCUCCCGUCGCCAGACCGCAAUCCUCGCGCAAAGAACCCGGCAAUGGAGUUCGGGAGAAGACUUAUGGUCCUACCGGAGAAGUUCGCGGACGAUCCUUUGUUGCUGGUCGAGUUUGACGCUGUCAAGGAGGAGGUGAGCGAUGUGGAAGAAAGGGAUCUGGCCUCUUUUGCUCUUCUAUGGGAGUGA
Aspergillus lentulus is the source of this 1089-nucleotide messenger RNA. The record is from RefSeq and is a predicted model, not a curated record. Lineage: Eukaryota; Fungi; Ascomycota; Eurotiomycetes; Eurotiales; Aspergillaceae.